AUGGAAUCGAGUUAAAGCUCGGUUUUGCUCGGUUUUUGCCGCACGACGUGCUCAAGUAUCCGCAAAUUAAUCACAUCAAUCGCCUGUGAACGCGGCCAAGCUCUACGAGCACGCAGACCUGCUUGUUGUGGCCAGCAGCUCUUUUUACUCCCUCCUACGCUAGCCGACGCGCGGCUCCAGGGAGACGAUGGCAGCCCUAGACACACCCCUAGAACGAGGCCAAGCCCUAGCCAUCGAGGGCGACUUUGCAGGAGCACUAGAAGCUUUAACGGAAGCGACGACCGAAGACGCAUCAAAUGCAAAAGCCUGGGAGGCGACGGCCCAGGUCCUGCUGGCCGCGAGCGACGAUCAGGACGAGCGGUCGGCGGCAAAGGCUCUGGUCGCCGCGCAGAAAGCUACAGAGGCCGCCCCGCACUGGGCGCCGGCCGCCGUGACGCGCGGCCGCGCCUUGCUCGCGGCGCGGCGCUGGCGCGAGGCGGCGGCGGCGUUAUCCACAGCUAUUGAGAUGGAUUUCGAGGACCUGUCGUUGCGCGACGAGGCCCGCGCCGACUUACAGGAGGCGAAUGAAUUAAGAGACAACGAGAGCACGGGCCCCCAGGAGCGGACGCUCCAGAUAAAUGGACGGCCCCUCCUGACGACGUCGGCCAUGCCCACUCAAGGUGAAUGUGGUACCUGCGGCGCGGGCCAGGGCCCGGCCGCCGGCGUCUGGGAGGCGUCCGUCGUCCUGGCGAUGGCCCUCGAGUGGAAUCAAACAACACCAAAAAACGUCCUGGAAUUGGGCAGCGGUUUGGGAGUGGCCGGUUUAGCUGCAGCUCUUCGGGGCGGCGACGUCGUGCUCACGGAUUUGAGCGACGUGGUACCGCGCACCUUACAACGGUGCGCGACGCACCGGUCGCUCGUCGACGCGGCGGGCGGCUCAGUCAUGACUAUGGCCUACGACUGGAGGAAAGCAGUGCCGGCGGACAUUAUGGACAUGCGGCCCUACGACCUCGUGCUGUCGGCCGACGCGAUCUACCGCGCGGAUUUAUUGGAGCCGUUCCUGCGGGCGCUCGACGCGGUCGUCGGUGCGGAGCUGUUGAUCGCUCAUAAAAAACGCCACCGAGAGCUCGACGACAGGCUCGAGGAGGCGCUUAAUCAACGCUUCGACGUCGCCGAGGCCGAGUGCCACCCGCUGUACGCGUCUUCGUCGAUAGUGCUCUGGCGGUGUACUAGACGUAGACAACAGUAA
Messenger RNA from Pelagomonas calceolata, 1228 nucleotides. The record is from the annotation of a GenBank genome assembly. NCBI's taxonomy places the organism in Eukaryota, Pelagophyceae, Pelagomonadales, Pelagomonadaceae.